AUGAUUGAACAGGGCAAGAAUAUCAAACCAAUCUUGGACAUGUCAUCAAGUGCAUCAAUGUACAGUCGCCACUAUCUUGAUGAUGCUGCUCAAAUGGCAAUCAGAAUGAUGUCCCAAGAACCAUUCUCCCAACUAUUACAAUUCUGUAAGAGCAAUACAAUGCUACAGUAUAGUCUAAGGAGGAAUAAUAGGAGAUUGAUAAUGUCUUGUAUUACAGAGGAUAGUAUUGGAUGCUUUAAGGAGUUGUUGGACAAUGGUGCUGAUAUCACCAACAGUUCAAACACACAUGGUGUACUACUUAUGAGUACACUCACCAUGCGUCUGACCCUCUUUGAACAGAACACCAUCCUACUCUGUCGUCUGAUCGAUGACACGAACCUAAAGUCAUCCUACCUCUUCCUCGAUGCCAUGUGCCAACAACUAGCUCUAUUCUUGGCAGCAAUGGAUGGCAACGAAGAAGCUUUGACAUCACUUUUGGAGUCAAAGAGAGGCCACUCAUUGAUUAAUAGGAGAACGGGCAACUGGGAUAAUGGCAAGGAGGUGAUGCAGUUGGCCAGUACAUGCAAGUACAUUCAUAGGGAGUACCACAGAUACCAGUUCCCCAACAAGUAUCUAUCGGAGCGCGAACAACAACAGAUGAAGGAACGUGCUCAACAUGAGAGGGAUCUGCAGAAUCAGAACCUGGACAAGGUCAAGCUCAGACACUCGGAAUACAAGAUGAUCGAGAAGACAUUGAUGGACAUGCGCGAGCAUUGGCAACCGGAAUGGAGCUCAUUCACACUGUUACAUUGGGCGGCCAAGGGUGGACAUUUGGGAGCAAUUAAGUUGCUCCUGGAUCAUGGUGCGGCCAUCGACACCAAGACCAUUCACAACCGAUCGGCUAUGGAUAUCGCUCAGGUCAACAAUCACACAGACUGCGUUGGGUAUCUCCAACAGCGCAUGGAGUCGUCACAGUCACCCAAACACCUUGAUCAACUCAAACAAAUGAUUCAACAGAGUAAUGAUGAUCCAAGCGCACUCCAGGGACAACAGUACCAGCUUGGCACAUCUCAACUCAACAAGAUUGAUGUGAUCGAGCUUGUACGAGUGGCGAUCAGGUCCAAUCAUCCAAAUGUACUCCAACACUUGUACACUAGCAGUGCGCUCACAUCAGAUUGGACUGACAAUGAUGGCAACACACCUGUACACAUUGCCGCCUCGCUUGGCCUUGUUGAGUGCCUGACAAUCACCGCCCAAUACUCCAACGUGUGUGCAUUCAAUAAUGCACAUGAGACACCAUUGAUGGUGGCGAUCAUCAAUGGUCACAGUGGCCUAGUCGUUCAAACACUCGUUCAAUCGGGUGCACAAGUUGAGCAUCACCUAUGGUUCAACAGCAGGAACACCUAUCUCUUGAAGAAUGUACUGGACUCCAAGCAGCAACAGGUAUAUCUUUUGAUGUUGGAUGAUCUACCAUCAUUGCUACACACAGUUGAUCCACAUCGAAGGACUUUGCUUCAUCUCGUUGCUCUGUAUGGUGGUAUGGACCUGCUACUUCCUCUGAUCGAGUCGUUCAGUGACAGUUGGAGAGAGUGUGUCAAUGCCCGAGACUUGGAUGGCAACACACCAUGUCACCUGGCAAUCAAGAGUGACAACAUUGAAGUACUGGCAUACCUACUAGGCAAUGGCGCCAACAUACACAUGGCCAAUGUCACACGUACAACUCCUCGACAAAUGGCCAUCAUACAUGGCAAUGAGGUGUCAAUCAAUUUGAUUGAACAGCAUGGUGAUGAUUGUGAUGGACAGAAGAGUGAUCAGACAUCAUCAGUGAACAGUCUGUCACUGGACAGGGUGGAGCGCAGUGGAUAUGAAUGUAGAUCAUUGAUCAUGAAGAUGGGCGUCAAGGCCAACAAGUUCUUGGGUACAGAGGAGGGAAGCUACAUCUUUAAGAACUUCAUGCGCUACCUCAAGUACACCAAGCUCGAGGAGUACUUCAACAUGUUGCUCUCACAACACAUCCAAGUGGACCAAGCCAUUGCCAUCUUCAACGAGAUGCAUGUGAACAACAUCACAUUCUCAAACAUCUCUGAUGUCGAACAAAUAAUCAAUAUGCAUUUGUCAUUUGGACGAUAUGAUGUGUUGAUGGCAAUCAUGGAGAAUAUGGCGAUGUUCACGAUCUUUGGAACAAAGGUACUCAUGGUGAUUGGAGUGUGGCUUGUUACUUGUGAGAGUCAGUUGACGUUGGAGAGGAAUGGACAGUUCUUGCAACGAUUCUCUCAAUCACUGUCACCAGAUGGCACAAGAUAUCUAGAUCACAUCAUCAACUAUGACAGAGAUAUAUUACUUGGUCACUAUAUCGACCACUCAACACAACCAUUGGUUGGAGUGCAACCUGCAAGAUGCUUCAAUUUGGCCAUUCAAUCAGGUGCAUACAAGUGUGCAACUAUGCUGUUGGAACGAUUCCAUGAUGAUCUAGAACAUGAUCAUGUUAAUCAGUUAUCAAAGGAAACAAUCGAUCAACAACAGACACAUAUGCGCAAGGUGGCAUUCAGGAACAGAGAUCAGUUCAUUCAGUUGGCCGCCAAGUAUUUGAUCCCCUCACUAUUCAUUGAGGAGAUGACUCGCACAGCCAGCAACACAUCACAUUUUACCUACAUUGCAUUCUAUGAUGAGGGUAUCCAAAACAAUACAAAGGACAACGUUGAAGAUCGAUCAUUGGGUGAGGACCUUGGCCCCAACAACAACAAUGGUGGACAAUGUCCUGACUGCCACAAGGAUGUCGUUGACUUGGAUGACCAUGCUGUGGUGUGUCUUGAACGAGAAUGUACAUGCCCCAAUGCACAAGUGAGUGCCAUUAUCUAG
Molecule: messenger RNA, 2838 nt
Organism: Acytostelium subglobosum LB1
Lineage: Eukaryota; Evosea; Eumycetozoa; Acytosteliales; Acytosteliaceae
Exons: 5
Coding region: 1-2838 (945 amino acids)
Molecular function (GO): protein binding
Source: RefSeq, a predicted model, not a curated record